Messenger RNA from Macrosteles quadrilineatus (aster leafhopper), 1845 nucleotides. Its product is annotated as scoloptoxin SSD14-like. Gene Ontology annotation, cellular component: plasma membrane. NCBI's taxonomy places the organism in Eukaryota, Metazoa, Arthropoda, Insecta, Hemiptera, Cicadellidae. Bases 24 to 1820 code for a protein of 598 amino acids. The transcript has 10 exons. Gene Ontology annotation, biological process: glutathione catabolic process. The record is from RefSeq and is a predicted model, not a curated record. Gene Ontology annotation, molecular function: glutathione gamma-glutamate hydrolase.
UCAGGGUCCAUUGAACACGUGAAAUGAUCAACACUACUUGUAACACCACCAAGAUGGUUGUCUUCGUGGUAGCUCUGGUGGUAGUUGACGUGGUAGUUAUGUGGUGGUACCUCUCCCCCACCACAACCUCAGGAGAUGGUAGUUCACAACCAGACCCCCCUGAUGUCACUUACCCCCCGCCGCCCUCUAACAGCCCUAUGGGAAUCUACUCGCAGGCAGCCGUGGUCAGCACAAGUGAUCUAUGCCCUGCCAUUGGAAAGCAAAUGCUAGAAAUGGGUGGAAGUGCAGUGGACGCAGCCAUAGCAACACUCCUGUGUGACGGAGUCUGCGUCAUGCAAGCCAUGGGGGUGGGAGGGGGUCACAUCAUGACCAUAUACAACAAGACUGAAGGGAAGACAUACUCACUUAUGGCCAGAGAAACAGCACCGGCUGCAGCCACCAGGGAUAUGUUCGUGAAGAAUGCUACGCUUUCUACGUUCGGUCCCCUAGCGGCUGGAGUCCCGGGAGAGUUGAAGGGUUACCAAGAGGCUCACAAGAGGUUCGGGAGAUUACCUUGGAGAGAUCUAUUUCAACCAACAAUAAAGCUUUGCGAAGAAGGGGUCCCUGUCAACAAAAGAUUAGAAUAUCAGUUUCAACUGGAAGAAAAGCUAAUCCGAGCAAGUCCUACAGCAGUAGCCAUGUUGCUGAAUAGUACUGAAGGAAAGUUACCGAAAGAGGGAGAUCUAAUCAAGUUGCCCCAGUUGGCGAAGACGUUGAGAGUUAUAGCAGAAAGUGACAACAAGGCUGAUGAGCUUUACAAUGGAAGUCUUACCAAGAUGUUUGUGCAAGAUAUACAAGCGGGAGGUGGCAUCAUCACGGAAGAAGACAUGAACAACUACCAAGUACGCUGGGAAGAGCCAGUGACUGCGUCUCUAUCCGGAGACCUCACACUGUUCUCUGCACCUCUCCCAGGCUCGGGUAUCUUGGUGGCCUUCAUGUUGAGGCUGCUCGAUGGCUUCCUGCAGCUCGCCGACUCCGACCUGCGCAGAUCCCAAGUCAUGAUUGAGACAUUCAAGCACGCCUACGGACGUCGCACAGACCUCGGCGAUCCACAUUUCGUGAACGCAUCUCUUUUGGAAAGAGUGAUAUUCAAUCUGACUGACGAGGAGACUAUCCUUGGUCUAAGAGGCAAGAUCUUCUACAACACAACCUCUCAGGACCCGCGAUGGUACGGAGGGGACUACGAGCAUGAGGACCACGGAACCAACAACAUUGUCGUCCUGGCCCCAGACGGCAGCGCUGUUUGUGCCACCAGCACCAUCAACACACCAUUUGGGAGUCAAUUCGUGUCAAUAAGCACCGGUAUACUCCUGAACGACCAGAUGGAUGACUUCUCUACCCCAGGGGAGCCGAACUACUGGGGCGUGUCCCCAAGUGAAGCCAACUACAUCGAGCCAGGGAAGAGACCUCAAUCCUCCAUGAGUCCCACGAUUAUCGUGGACUCUUCUGGUGACGUCAGGCUAGCCAUCGGUGGCGCAGGAGGAACCACCAUCACUACACAGACAACUGCGGUGGCAGCAAAGAAUUUGUGGCUUGGGAAGAAUAUCAAAGAGGCAAUAGACGGAGCAAGGUUUCAUCAUCAACUGCUUCCUAUGGAAGUGUCUUAUGAGUAUGGAGUUGUUAAGGACAUGGUGGGAGGAUGGCAACACAUCGGCCACAAGACCAAGCGGAGGUCCAAGACACAAUACAGCCUUGGAGUGGUGACCGGGGUGGCUAGAUUACAGUCCAACAUCACAGCCAACUGCGACUGGCGAAGACUGGGUGCCGUGGCGGGAUUUUGACGGAUUUCAAUGUAUAUAGUUUUGA